Molecule: messenger RNA, 6855 nt
Organism: Nerophis lumbriciformis (worm pipefish)
Lineage: Eukaryota; Metazoa; Chordata; Actinopteri; Syngnathiformes; Syngnathidae
Gene: st3gal5
Product: ST3 beta-galactoside alpha-2,3-sialyltransferase 5
Molecular function (GO): lactosylceramide alpha-2,3-sialyltransferase activity
Source: RefSeq, a predicted model, not a curated record
AGAAUACUCUAAAAUCAGGGUAGACUACACUGGUUAGGCGUCUAUCUCUUAAGCAGGGAAAUAAACGUUCAUAAGGACAAAGAAACUGGAUAAUUUCUGUGAUGUCACUUGAGCAUAAGACAAGUUUGUUAUUAAUCGUAUUAAUGUGGCAACGCCUUAACAGCUCAGAAUAUAGUUGACUUGACUAUAUUAUUAUUUAAAACGGAGAGUACAUGUUGAUAACCACACAAGUGUAAAUAUGCAUUAUUGUACGAUUGAUAGCCAGUGGCUUUCCACCUGUCGUCCUCGCGGCAAUUAAUGCCAAACACGUAAGAACAGGACAGCGUCAAUAAACAGCACAACAACAAAACAAUAUUAAUAGAAUGUACAAUACAAUCAAAAAACAAACAAAAAAACAUUAAACAACAAGCCAAGUUGUUAAUGACAGGCCAACAAUUAAGUGACCAUAGAAUGUUGCGCUAAUGUUGUGCAAAGUUCUCAUUCACAAUUGUCUAAAGUGCUGGUGUAAAUUGCACAUUGCCAACUGCUUCGAUUUACAUGACGUCACGCCCGGCUCGUUAAAUAUGCGUGGUGGUCAAGCUAGCGUCCGUUCUCAAUGGGCAUUAGGUGCCAUUAAGUCUUCCUCGAAGAAAAAUGCUCUAAUGCCUGUAUUGUUUUUGGCUGUACGAACCGUGUAAAUCGCAAAAAGGAUCAACGUUACUUCAGAGUUCCUCCAGAGGUAAUCAAGAAAAGUGGCACACAGUCCAAGUAAGGGAGCAACUGAGUCGAAGAACGUACAAGUUUGCAGUGAUCACUUUGUUAAAGGUUUGUUUGAUGUAGUUUUAACGUUUAGUAUCCAUUUUCUACCGCUUGUCCCUUUCGGAGUCGCGGGAGGUGCUGGAGCCUAUCUCAGCUGCAUUUCCCAUUGAAAUAUUAUCUUGAUAUUAUUUGUAUUUGAAUUUUUAACAAACCGAAACCAGAAAGUCAGGGUCAAUACUUUGUCAGAAAAGGUUUUUCUAUGUCUCCUCUCGUUUAUUUUGUACACAAAUGUGUCAGAGUACAUAUGACAACAGGACAAAAAUCAAAUAUUGAUGAUUCAGUAAUUGUUAGUUACUUAAAUGGAUAUGCAGUCACGGGUUACAGCUGUUGCGUGUUGUAUCGUCGUAGAUUGCUUAUAUGGACGAGUCCUAGCAAGAAGCGAAGUUUAAUCAUGAAUUGCAACCUUUCCCAAGCAAAAAUGAUUUAGAUUUAGAUUUAUUGGUCCCCUUGGGGAAAUUCAUUGUCACUGCCGUACAUUUAAACACUAGACAUUACACAUCACACAAAAAAAAAUAAUAACAAAAAGACAUCAUACAUGACUAACACACAUUUACAGAAUUGUCAGUAAGGGCGCCUAUAGCUGCAGGGAUAAGGCUUUUCCUGAGGCGGGCCCUCCGGAAUUUGAUAGUUCUGUACCUGCGCCCUGAUGGUAGUGGGAUGAUGUAUUGGUGUAGUGGGUGAGUGAUAUCCUGGACUAUUGUUUUUGCCAGUCGGGUGAUGGACCUGUGGUUUAAGUCUGAAAUGUUGGGUGUGGGUAGGCCGAUGAUUGAUGCCUAUUUAUCCAGGAGAGUAUUAUGAUACCAAUUACCUUGACCCAGUCACACACAAACAAGUUGAAGGCAUCCAUGGUUUUCCGAGUUUUGAUCUGUUUUGUCGUGUAGAAUAAUGUCUGAAGCACACGAUAGUUUGAUAUGUUUGGGAACUGCACCAACGGAUAAUCCUCGAUUUUUUUCAUAAGAGUAAAGGGAUCUAAUCCAAUGCUUCUUGCAGGAAGCCUCUUGCGUACACUGAGAGUUUGCGAGCUUCUUGCUGCACAACAGCCAUCUUGGCUUGGUUGACCAACACUGGUUUUCACUUCCAAAAAAAAGUCACGUGACGGAACACAAGUAAUAGGUUGGUUGCUUAUGACGUCACGUCCGUUUUUCUUCUUUGCGGCUUAAUUCACUUGUCCACCGCUCAUUGAUUUCUUUGAUUGUCUCCAAAAUGGUAUCCUUGUCUUUACUCUUGAGGGGCACCUGAUCUUGUAUAGAUGGUCCAUUAAUUCACUUGAUGGUCAACCAGCGUGAGAGUAUCAUUAAAACAAGUGAGUGUAUAGUUUGUGCAGAAAAUGCCGUAUUGCUGUUAUGUUCUUGGGUGUUCUGAUCGUUCAAAUAGAGAGAUAGGAAAGAGCUUUCACAGAGUUCCAAAAUAAGUCGUUCAUAAAAGUAAUAAAGACAGGGCAAAAAAACGAAAGCACUUCCAAAUAAAUGUUUUUUAAAUGUAUCACUUUCAUCAUUUUGUGGAAUACAAUUGGACCAUGCUCGUGUCUGCAGUGAUCACUUUGUAAAAUUUUUGUUUGAACAUUUGAUUUGUUUUAGAAACUUCCUCUGAUGUAAUUUAGUUUAUUCUCUACUAUAUUAGUAGUAUUUGAUAGCAGAACUAAACGUAAAGAAAGGACAAGAGACGCAUUAGUUUGUGUUAUUAUGUCGUUGCUAUGCCUAAAUAUAACUACAAAAACCUGGUUGUGCAAAUAAACUAACACCAUGUUAAGUCCUAGUAAUACAUCUUGUGAUUGUCUUUCUUGAUUUUCAUAACAAUAGCUAAAAGCUUUGUUGUUGUUGUGCAGGAAAGCAAAAUGCUUUAUUCGACACGGAUGACCACAUUAUAGCAUCUUUGGUAAUAUUUGUUAGCAUCAAGAAAAUAUCCUUGAUAGUAUUUAUAAAUUUAAUAAAUAAAUAUCUCAUAGGCUCAACAGCAUAUACUGAAUCUUGAUAUCGCUAGCAAACAUUGCUGAGCAACAGGGACCUAUACAGCUAAAUAAGCACGGCACUCAUGUCAAUCAAAUACGUUACUUAGUGAUGCACAAAUAAAUCCAACAUUGUCUUUCACGGAUUAAUGGUUGAUUUGUGGACCCGUCAGAUAUAAAGACAUGAUGUGCCUCUAAUCCUCUCUUUAAAUUACUUUAAGUGUCGAAGGAAGUGAGGUCGAGGCAAGCAGUAAUGUCUUGUUGAUGAUGAAUGGUUAAAUCGUUCAAAAAUAUUUGUCUUAAGAGUGUAUUAAUCAACUUCAUUCGAUUAAAAAAAAAAAAAAAAAAAAAAUAUCAUGAUCACUUGUAUAUUUGCCUCUAAACCUUUCAAAAUACACCCAAAUUUGCAAUGUAAUGGGACUCUAGAAACAGGGUUUUUAAAAUUGUGAAAUUGUAUUGGCACUUCAUCUUUGAAUUGCCAAAAUCGUAAUGAAAUUAGAAACAUUACGAUUUUAUUGGCACUUCAUGGAUGAAAGCAAUAGCUAGUAUUAGUGACGUAAGAUUUGCUCUUCCUAGUGGAGGUUGUGGUCAUAAAAAGCAGGAGACAGCAGGUCGCGUGCAGUUAAGUGGAAAUUUAUUGUCCAAAUGUACAAAAGAAACAGAGUGCGGAAAGGUCACAGGAAAACUGUACAUCCAACAGUGCAAGCUGGAUUGGUGAGUGAACAGACAAAAUACAAUCCCAGGUGAAAAAAACUAUCAAAGUCCACAUCGCUCGCUGGCUCCACUUCUUGUUAGAAGAUAGGGGUCCAUCGUCCCUCAGAAUGAUGUGCUCUGUAGUGACUAUACAGGCCAAUAUGAGCUUUGAAAUUUCUGCCACAUAUGGGACAGAUCAGGCCAGGUGAUAAUAUAUAUUUUGGCAUGACUCUUCUAUCCAGUCUCCUCCUCCUUGUUUCAAGUAUCAUAGAUGUUCUUUUCUCCUCAUACUUUGUCACUCCUUCACCGACUGCAGCUGUCCAUGUUAUUCUGUCUUUUGCUAGGUCUUCCCAGUAUGUAGUAUCUAUUUCACAUUGUUUCAGUGUGUUUUUUUAAACGAUCCAUGUAACAUUUUCUCUGCCCACCAACAUUUCUGUUCCCUUCAUUCAGCUGACAGUACAUCUGAUUUGACAGUCUUUCGUCAUUCAUCCGUACAACAUGCCCCGUCCAUCGUAGUUGGUUUUUAACAAUUGUACUCUCUACUAGACUGGGAAGCAUGGUACACUGAUGUUUGUUCUCACAUCUUCCAUCCAUCCAUUUUCUAUCGCUUAUCCCUCCGCGGGGGGUGCUGGAGCCUAUCUCAGUUCUCAUAUCUUGCCACUUAAUAUUCAUCAUCUGGCAUAGGCAUCGCUGUUGAAACCUUUCAAGUGCUGUGAUAUGUCUUUGAAAUGCUGUCCAUGCCUCCAAACCAUAUAACAAAGUUCUUAUAACAAUUGCUCUGAACACUUAGAUUUUUGUAUGUAGUCUGAUAUCACAAUUUUGGAACACUCGAGUCUCAAGCUUUCCAAAGGCUGCAGCAGCUUACCUGAUUCUGUGAUUGACUUCUGCAUCAAUGUUAGCAUUUGAAGACAUACUACCAAGGACAAGAUCAUUUUAAGGCUUCAUCAGAGAUCGUACCAAUGCAGGGAACAUGAAGCUUAGAAAACGCUGGCUGUCACACAGAUGUGUGUGUUUAGCGGUGGGAUUUUUAGGUCUGCUACGUCUGGUCUCUCGGCCUGCGAAAGAAACACCCAAACCGCUGGACUUUCAUGUCAGCCCUGAGUAUAGAAAGCUGGUGCAUCAGCAUGCGCAUGAAGUUCUGGAGCGUAAAUGUCACCCUGGAAGCACCAGAAAGAGUUUUUUGGCUCAACUCCCAGCUUCCAGUCGCACGACUCAACCUUUCUUGUGGAAGGACAUGCCAACUCACAAAGACCUCUUCAUGUAUCCUCCUCCCUUUGGGUUCAGAGGUCUUCAGGGAAAAGUAUCUGCUUUGCUUCAGCAGCUUCCAGACCCCAAACCGGUACCGCCACUAAAAAAGACCCCUGAUGAAUGCCGGCGCUGUGUUGUCAUAGGAAAUGGAGGUAUUUUAAAAGGCCUGGAGCUGGGUACUCUCAUUGAUCGCUUUGACACCAUCAUACGGUUAAACAACGGCCCUCUUGGAAAGUUCAGUGUUGACGUUGGGAAUCGAACAAGCAUCAGAAUGAGUUAUCCAGAGAGUACGCCGCCUCACUGGCUUGACACUGACCCAGAAACUCUGUUUGUAGCUGUGGUAUAUAAGGGUGUUGAUAUCAGCUGGAUCUCUGCGAUGAUCAACAAGCUCCCUGUGCCUUUCUUGGAUUGGCUGUUUUUCUGGCAAAAUGUUCCUGAUGAAAUCCCCCUCGAACGCAACAGGAUCAGACUCUUAAAUCCACUUGUCAUCAAAGAGACUGCGUUGGAUCUACUACAUUUUUCUCCCCCUACAACACGUCUAUGGGGCUGGGACCAGAAUGUACCCACCCUUGGUGUCUCCGCGCUGGAUUUGGCUAGUUUGCUGUGUGACGAGGUAAGUUUGGCAGGCUUUGGCUACAACUUGGCCCAACAGGAGGCGCCACUGCACUACUAUGACCAAAUGUCCAUGAGUGCCAUGCUGUGGCAAAAGAUGCACAAUGUUAGUCGGGAGACACAAAUCCUCAAAAGCCUCAUCACAGAGGGAAUCAUCACUGACCUGACGGGAGGUAUUCACUGCUCCUUCUGCCCCCAAUAAGAUAGCAAUGUACACUUUCUCAUCACUGGGUUUUCAAAGGACAAAGUAUGACAAUGCAAUGUGGGAAUGUUCCAACAAGGUAAAGCUUUUACUGAAAUAUUUUGUGCUUUUUAUAAACAUAUGACCAAUAUUAAAGUCACCAAUUGUAUUUUUGGUAACAAAACACUAUGUAUAUGUAUGUAUACAGUUGCAAGAAAAAGUAUGUGAACCCUUUGGGAUUACUGGGAUUUCUGCAUGAAUUAAUAAUAAUAAUAAUAAUAACUGGGAUUUAUAUAGCGCUUUUCUAAGUACCCAAAGUCGCUUUACAUGUAGAACCCAUCAUUCGUUCACACCUGGUGGUGGUAAGCUACUUUCAUAGCCACAGCUGCCCUGGGGUAGACUGAUGGAAGCGUGGCUGCAAUUUGCGCCAACGGCCCCUCCGACCACCACCUGUCAUUCAUCAUUCAAUUCACCGGUGUGAGUGGCACCGGGGGCAAAGGGUGAAGUGUCCCGCCCAAGGUGAUAAAAUGUCUUCUGCUCUUCAUCAAAGUCACAACAAGAGACAGUCGUUUUCCACCCUGCACUGUGAAUGUUUACAUGUUGUGUUCAAUAAAAAGAUGAAAACCUAUAUUUUUUUGUGCGGUUUAGUCUAUUGUUGUGGCUUUGUUGAAGAUCAUAACACGUUUUAUGACCAAUUUAUGCAGAACUCCAAGUAAUCCCAAAGAGUUCACAUACUUUUUCUUGCAACUAUAUAUGUUGUAUUUAUACACAUGAAUACAUUCCUUCACUAAAUAUUAUCUUGGCUCCCUGUUGUCCAUUAGCAAUCAGAGCGAAAGACUCAUUUUUAUUUUUUAGAAAUAAUGAAUUAUGCAUGUAAGCGAAGACUGUUUUAUUUGUAAGAAAUAGUAGUUGAUCGCUCAGAAACUUUUAUAUUUACAAGAGUAACAAAACAGAACAAUAAUAAGAUUUUUGUAUGAUAUUUCAAAGUUAGACACAUUCUUAAGUUAAGAGCAUCGCUGUUUUUAAUACUCCUUAAAUGUUUGAAAAAAUGCACAAAUUUACUUGUUAACAAAAAUACUUUAUCAAUGAGAGGAACAUAACUGUUUUUUGUUUAAAUAUAAAGUUUUUUGUGAUUUUGCAAAAAAUUAAGCUGAAGUGAGACCAUCCUUUGGUCAAAUUCAUAUUUAAGAAAUGUAUGCUGUGACAUGCACUGAUGACGAUGUGUUGAAAAAGCCUUAACUACAAUUUGCACAUGUUUUUACACUGGUGGUUCUUGUCUAUGGAUGUUCUCAUUCAUAACUGGUGGUUCUUCUUGACCUAAAUAAAUAAAUUAAUCCAUGCAAGAUGGGAAUGAACUUGGUUUAUGUGUAAAAUGCUU